AUGACUACCGACUACAGCAAGAAGACGAAUGCAGAGCUCGUCGAAAUUCUGAAGGCGCGCUCUCUGCCACACACAGGGAAGAAGGCCGAGAUGGUGGCUCGCAUCCAGGAAGACGACGCUAGCAAGGCUACCAACUCCGCUGCGGCUCCCGCUGCCGCUCCCAAAGGCGACACCGCGGACGACGUCAUCGACUGGGAGGACGACGAGGUCCCCGCCGAGACAACGAAACCGUCCACCGAAGCCGCCGCGCCGGCCGAGAAUACCGAAGCGCCUAACCCCCAGCCCGACGCCGCUCCCGCCGCCCCAGAGGAACCCCAGGCGGAGCCCAAGGGGACCGAGGGAGAGACACAAGAAGGCUCAAACCAAUCUACUGCGACUGCGCAGGCGGAGGAGAAACCGGCUACCAAUUACGCCAAGGGUCUGCCCGUCACUGAGUUGGAGGAAGAACUGAAGAAGCGCAAGGCUCGUGCGGAGAAGUUUGGAAUCACGGAGGAUUCGCAGGCUGCGAUCGCUGAGGCCGAGCAGAGGCUAGAACGUGCUAAGCGCUUUGGCGCGGAGGCUGAGGUUCCUGCCAAUGCUGGCGUGAGCAAACUGGACGAAGCGCUGCCGACUGAGCAGCCUCGCAAGAGAGGCCGCGGCCAGAAUGAUCAGGGCGGUCGUGGAGGCAAGAGACGUGAUGUUGGGGGCAGAGGGCAAGGCCAGGGCCAGGGCCAGAGCCAGGGUCAGGGUCGAGGCGGCCGCGGCCGUGGCGGUCGCCCGCAAGGUCGCAACCAGCAGAGCGGCGCACGACCUAACAACGGUGGUGGUCAAGCCCCGAUGAGUGAGAAGGAUAGACUGGCUAUGGAGGCCCGGAAGAAGCGGUUUGCUGCCGCGUGA
This is a messenger RNA of Aspergillus candidus, 876 nucleotides long. Its product is annotated as SAP domain-containing protein. Lineage: Eukaryota; Fungi; Ascomycota; Eurotiomycetes; Eurotiales; Aspergillaceae. Gene Ontology annotation, biological process: poly(A)+ mRNA export from nucleus. Gene Ontology annotation, cellular component: nucleus. The coding region runs from base 1 to 876 and encodes 291 amino acids. The record is from RefSeq and is a predicted model, not a curated record. The transcript has a single exon.